AAAAGCCUACGCACCACUUCCACAUGGAACACAGUAUAUUUAAGUUUGGAUAAAAAUCCUAAUUAGUGAAUUAAAAAUUAGAAACGUGGAUUUAGCCUUGACGGAAAAGAAGUGUGAUUUAGCUCAGCUCAGUCCAACUCCACCCGCUGCUUUUCGAAUCGUUUCUUCUUCAUUUCAUCCCUCCAAUUCAAUACACACCACCAAUGCCUUUCUAGGGUUUCUUUUCCCCAAUUUCAUUCUCACGAUCUUCUCUUUUCAACCUGCGAUUUCAUACAGAAAACGACAACUUUGUGUCUUUUCACCCAAUUUACGUUGUCAUCUUCAAUCACCUUCGUUCUUGUUCAAACUUCAAAGUAAUUGUGCCUCAGCCUGUCAAUUUUGGGUGGAAUGAUUUGUGGUUUCAGCCAGACGAUGCUUGUAGAGAAGCUUCUAUAGGAAGGCUAAGCAUUCCGGCUACCCCCGUUCUUCGCCGCACACUACCGUCUGAAUUUUGACCGACGGCUAUGGCUUCCUGCUCGGUAAGGGUUUGAAAUUGUUUAUAGUAUAGUAAUUUAAUGAGCUAUUGGGUGAUGGCAAUAAUCUCGGAACACAUAUCAGAUUAUCAGGGGUGAGUUAUUGUGAGUAGAAGAUGAACACUUCUGCCGGAGCAUCUUCAAAGCAGAAAGCUGGAGCCUCGCAGUCUUCUGAAACUUCGUCUAAGCGCAAACGAGGAGUCUUUCAGAAAGAAUUGCAGCAUAUGAUGUAUGGUUUUGGGGAUGAUCCUAAUCCUCUUCCAGAAAGCGUGGCACUUAUGGAGGACAUAGUUGUAGAGUAUAUCACAGAUUUGGUACAUAAAGCACAAGAUAAUGGUUCAAAGCAGGGAAAGCUAUCAGUUGAGGACUUUCUUUACUUAAUGCGGAAGGACUUUCGGAAACUUAACCGGUGUAAAGAAUUGCUAUCAAUGAAUGAGGAGCUCAAACAAGCAAGAAAAGCUUUUGAGACAGAUGAAGAGAAGCUGAGAAAGGCUUUUGAGGCAGAUGAAGAUAAUAAGUUGGUGGUUCAACAGAAUGAUUGAAGAGGAAGAGUAGGUAAUUCUUUGAAUGAUGAAGUAUCCUUAUUAUUCUUUGGAUGGACUCCAAGUAUUGUUUAGGAUCUUUGUUAAUUCAAUACCUCGAUGAAAAUUAUUGAAAAAACUGAGCACGUUACAAGUAAUGUUGUCAUAUUAGUAAAUCUAGUUAUUCAAGUUAGAACCGUUUUAGUAAUCCAUGUAUAUAUCCCAUGUUAGUUUGGUUGUAUGGUAUUUUACUCGUUAUUCCAGUGGCAUCAUAUUUCUUUC
Molecule: messenger RNA, 1315 nt
Organism: Cannabis sativa
Lineage: Eukaryota; Viridiplantae; Streptophyta; Magnoliopsida; Rosales; Cannabaceae
Product: transcription initiation factor TFIID subunit 13
Exons: 6
Coding region: 629-1054 (141 amino acids)
Biological process (GO): transcription by RNA polymerase II
Molecular function (GO): protein heterodimerization activity
Source: RefSeq, a predicted model, not a curated record